AAGCCUUUUGCCUCUGAGAGCUUUGAUCGACUCAAAACCUCACUAUCCUCAAAGUAUAAGCCUUUCUUCAACGAGCUGCAUCAACUGCAAAUGAAGAUUGACGUUUCCCAAAGCAUGAAAAACACUUCCAGGAAAAUGUUGGAUGCAUUUGUCGAUUCUGCGUUCCAAUUCGUUGAUCAACCAUUGCUCCCUUCUCAGAGCAACUUGGCACCUGUUGAAGAAAUUGGAGAAGCUGUUAACGUUAAUGCAAUCGAAGGAGAGAUUCCAGUAGAUUUCCCAGAGGGUGUGUACAUAAGAAAUGGUUCAAAUCCUCUAUUUGGUGGUCUAAAAUCAACAGUAUCAAGUUUUGGAAAAACAAACCAAAUUUGGGUAGAAGGAGAAGGGAUGCUUCAUGCACUUUAUUUCAGAAAGAAUGCUAGUGGGAAUUGGAUUGUUUCCUAUAAGAAUAAAUUUGUUGAGUCUGAAUCCUUCAAGAUAGAGAAAGAAAGGAACAUGCCAGUUUUCCUACCAAACUUGGAAGGAGAUUCUUUAGCUAUUUUAAUAUCAAACCUUAUCAAUGCGUUGAGACUUGGCACAAUUGCUAAACACUAUCAAAAUGUCAACAUUUUUUAUCAUUCUAGGAAGCUUUAUGCAACUGGUGACAAUUACCUACCUCAAGAGGUUGACAUAUCCACCUUAGAAAGUCUUGAUUAUUGGGAUGUUAAUGGAGCAUGGGAUCGACCGUUCACUAGCCAUCCAAAGAAAGCACCUGGUUCAGGGGAAUUGGUUAUGUUAGGUUUUGAUGGGAUGAAACCUUAUUGUGUAGUUGGAGUUAUAUCUGCUGAUGGAGAGAAGUUAUUGCAUAAAGUUGAUCUCAAGUUCAAUAGAAGUGUCCUCAACCAUGACAUAGGGGUUACAAAAAACUACAACGUGAUCAUUGAUCAUCCUCUGAUAGUUGACAUAACAAGAGUCAUCAAGGGUGGACAAUUGAUGAAGUAUGAGGAGAAAGCGACUGCCAGGAUUGGAGUGAUGCCUCGUUACGGGAGUGCAGAGUCAGUCAAGUGGUUUGAAGUAGAACCAAACUGCACAUUUCAUAUUGUUAAUUGUUUUGAGGACAGUAAUGAGGUUGUUGUGCGGGGAUGUAAGGCUGUUACAGCCAUCAUACCGGGUCCAGAUUGGGGUCAGGACAAGUUUGAGUGGUUCUCGAAAGGAUUUAAGUCAGAUGAUGCUGAUGGUUUAACAGAAAGUGGGUAUCUCUUGCACCGCGUACAUGAAUGGAGACUAAACGUGGCAACUGGGGAGGUUAAGGAGAAAUAUCUAACAGGUGCUGACUGCUCCAUGGAUUUUCCUUUCAUCAAUGAAGAUGUCACUGGUUUAAAACACAAGUAUGGGUACACACAAGUCAUCGAUUCCUUGGCAAGCUCUAUUUCUGGAAUCUGUAAAUAUGGAUCCGUAGCCAAAUUACACUUUAAUGAAGAAAUCAAUGAACAACCGGUAAAGGCAGAGUAUCAUAAGUUUCCAGAGAACACAUUCUGCACAGGAAGCACCUUUGUGCCUAAACAGGGAGGCGUUGAAGAAGAUGAUGGUUUGAUUAUUACUUUUGUACACAAUGAAGAACGUAAUGUGUCUCAAGUUUAUAUAAUAGAUGCAAAGAAGUUUGAAAGUGAUCCAAUUGCCAUAUUAACUCUGCCCCAGAGAGUGCCUUAUGGUCAUCAUGGAGUCUUUGUUUCCAUGCCAAAUCAAGCUUAGCAUGCCUUCUUUUUUGUACCGAAUAUGACUUUGGUCUUUGCAUGUAAAAUGAUCUCUAGAUUUCUUUUUUUUUUUCCCCUUCAUCUUUUCUAUUUGUUUUUGGGUUGAAAAAGUUGCACAAAGUGAGUUUUACGUGUAACUUCCAAGUUUAAUCGUUUGAUGAUGUGUUUCAGUUUCAAGAAAUUGGAGAC
Messenger RNA from Populus euphratica (Euphrates poplar), 1919 nucleotides. RefSeq names its product carotenoid 9,10(9',10')-cleavage dioxygenase 1-like. NCBI's taxonomy places the organism in Eukaryota, Viridiplantae, Streptophyta, Magnoliopsida, Malpighiales, Salicaceae. The record is from RefSeq and is a predicted model, not a curated record. Bases 91 to 1728 code for a protein of 545 amino acids. Gene Ontology annotation, molecular function: carotenoid dioxygenase activity. The transcript is spliced from 13 exons. Gene Ontology annotation, cellular component: chloroplast stroma. Gene Ontology annotation, biological process: carotene catabolic process.